CCUGGAGGUGGGAAAGAUGAGGGUUUUCACAUGGCUUCUUCUCUCUUCCCCAGGGUUCUCUCUGGUGGACUUUGAGACUCAGACACACAGGUCUUCCAUGGCUCCUUACCACAUCCGCAAAUACCAGGAGAGCGACCGCCCCUGGGUCCUGGGCUUGCUCUCCCAGGGCAUGGAUGAGCAUGUCCCCCGCACCUUCCGCCACCUCCUGAAGUUGCCGAGAACACUUGUGCUCUUGCUUGGGGGGCCCCUCGCCCUGUUUCUGGUCUCUGGUUCCUGGCUCCUGGUCCUCGUGGCCAGCCUUACCCUGCUCAUCGCCCUGAGGUUCCUUGCUCAAUACCCCUGGAGCCAGUUUGUGACCAACAGUCUGCACACGGACAUGUCUGACAUCAGCAAAUCCUACCUCAGUGAGCCGGGCUCCUGCUUCUGGGUGGCUGAGAGCGAGGGGCAGGUGGUGGCCAUGGUGGGAGCUCUGCCUGCUGAGAAGCCCACGGCGCGGAAGGAGCAGUUGCAGAUGCUCCACUUAAGUGUGGCCUUGGAGCACCGGCGCCGGGGGCUAGCGAAGGCCCUAGUCAGGACUGUCCUCCAGUUUGCAGCACACCAAGGCUACAGAGAAGUUGUCCUCACCACCAGCAUGAUGCAGCAUGCCGCCCUGGCCCUCUACCAGCACUUCGGCUUCCAGACCACGCGCCAGUACUUCUUCACCAAGAGCUGGGCGCUAAUCGCUGUCCCUGAAUUUCAAUUAACCUACUGGCUGCCCUCUGCUCAGGACUCUCAGGCACCAGGGCAGAGAGAGGGCCAAUGAUCUGUUUCCUGAUUAGUCAGGACGGCCCUGCAGCAGUAACAAGGGAGCCCCGAGAUCUCAGCAGUACAGGAAGUUUGUUUGUUAGCAUGGAAACCCCACAGGGAUGGCCAUGGCUCUGACCCUUUCAGCCUUUUUAUGUUGUCACUGUUGCAUUUAUUUAGUGACACAAGAGUAUUGCAUAAAAUCAAUCACAAACGAAUAAUAAACAUUUACUUAGCUAUUCAUAAAGAACAUGCCCUGCCUCUUUUAAAAUAGUGAGACAUUUGCUUAGAAUUUUAAACAUAAUAUAAUAUGGGGUAAUUGAGGAUAAAAUUAUAAUGAAGGUAAUCUAAAAGUAGCUGAGGUUAUAAAUACCAUCAGCUCUCUGAUAUAAAUGGAUUGCGUAUUCAAUUUUGUCCUUGACAGAAAGAAAAGCAAAGGAAGCUUAUUGUUUUCAUUGCUUGACUUAGGGAGAUGUUGGAAUAGAGUUGCUCUUUUGUUCUAUGCAAGUGAAUAGAAAAUAAUACUUCUUAUGCUCUCUAGGCAUUAUAAAAAGUUGUAGACUGCUCAAUAAGCAACUGUAUGCUUUAAAAUUUAAUUAUCAAUUAAUAAUCUAAAAAAAUCUUGGGUGAGAAUCCUUUAAAAUAUUCAGAUUUAUAACUUUCAGAGAA
Messenger RNA from Myotis daubentonii (Daubenton's bat), 1452 nucleotides. RefSeq names its product N-acetyltransferase 8-like. Lineage: Eukaryota; Metazoa; Chordata; Mammalia; Chiroptera; Vespertilionidae. The record is from RefSeq and is a predicted model, not a curated record. Gene Ontology annotation, molecular function: N-acetyltransferase activity.